Gadus macrocephalus (Pacific cod) is the source of this 6354-nucleotide messenger RNA. RefSeq names its product huntingtin-interacting protein 1-like. Gene Ontology annotation, biological process: clathrin coat assembly; endocytosis; actin filament organization. Gene Ontology annotation, molecular function: phosphatidylinositol-3,4-bisphosphate binding; phosphatidylinositol-3,5-bisphosphate binding; actin filament binding. The record is from RefSeq and is a predicted model, not a curated record. Lineage: Eukaryota; Metazoa; Chordata; Actinopteri; Gadiformes; Gadidae. Gene Ontology annotation, cellular component: clathrin-coated vesicle; extrinsic component of postsynaptic membrane; actin cortical patch.
GACGGGUGGAUAGCUUCAAGAUAGUGAGUGACAUGACUGGGGCGUUGGGCAGAGGCCUGAUUUCGUGGACAUAUGAAACAAUCUGAGCUAGCUGACAGCGCGCAUUAAAAUGUAGUUUAAACAGUUGAUUGAUUGAGACAUUUCUUGCAUUUUUUUUAUUUCACACCAGACAACAAUGGAUCGAGUGAAAAACUCUAUGCAGCAAGUACCGAACGCUAUUCCCAAAGUGAUCCGACGCAGCGGCGGCGCGAACAGCCUGGAACUUGAGAAGGAGAACUUUGAGCGAGGCCAGGCUGUCAGCAUCAAUAAAGCCAUCAACACACAGGAGGUCGCCGUCAAAGAGAAGCAUGCUCGGACGUGCAUCCUGGGAACGCACCAUGAGAGGGGAGCCCACACCUUCUGGGCGGCGGCCAACCGCCUGCCGCUGUCCAGCCACGCCGUCCUCUGCUGGAAGUUCUGCCACGUCUUCCACAAGAUCCUGCGCGACGGACACCCAAACGUGAUUAAGGAUUCCAUGAGGAACAAGGCUGAUUUGACAGACAUGAGCAGAAUGUGGGGUCACCUCAGCGAAGGCUAUGGGAAGCUGUGCAGCGUCUACCUCAAACUGCUCAUCACCAAAAUGGAGUUUCACAUCAAAAACCCCCGUUUCCCAGGCAACCUGCAGAUGUCCAACAGACAACUCGAUGAGGCGGGAGAGAACGACGUUAACAACUUUUUCCAGCUGACAGUGGAGAUGUUUGACUACCUGGAGCUGGAGCUUAACCUCUUUCUUGGCGUCUUCAGUUCCCUGGACAUGUCCCGGUCCGUGUCGGUGACGGCGGCGGGCCAGUGCCGGCUGGCUCCUCUGAUCCAGGUCAUCCUGGACUGCAGCCACCUGUACGACUACACCGUCAAGCUGCUCUUCAAACUGCACUCAUGCCUGCCAGCAGACACACUCCAGGGCCACAGAGACCGUUUCCAGGAGCAGUUUAAGAAGUUAAAGAGUCUGUUCUACCGCUCCAGUAACCUGCAGUACUUCAAGAAGCUCAUCCAGAUCCCACAGUUACCGGAGAACCCUCCCAACUUCCUGCGUGCGUCGGCGCUCUCGGAGCACAUCAGCCCGGUGGUGGUGAUCCCGGCCGAGUCGUCCUCUCCAGAGUCCGAACACGUGGUGGAGACAGAGGACCUGGUGGACAUGGAAGUCCCCUCACAGCCGGCUGCCGUUGAAACCAAGUUUGAUGACCUGUUUGGCACCUCGGCCGCUACGGACCCCUUCAACUUCAACAGCCAGAACGGCCUGCGCAAGGACGAGAAAGACCGUCUGAUUGAUCAGCUGACCAGGGAGAUCCAGGCCCUUAAGGAUGAGCUGGAGUCUUUUAGACUGGAGAGUGGCCGCCUGUGCCAAGCGCUGCGGGGGCGUGUCAACGAGCUGGAGGCGGAGCUGGCGGAGCAGAGCCACCUGAGGAUGCAGGCGUCGGGGGAGAGCGAGUUCCUGCGGGCGGAGCUGGACGACCUGCGGCGCGUCAGGGAGGACACGGAGAAGGAGCAGCGCAGCCUCACUGAGAUCGAGAAAAAAGCCCAGGCUAACGAGCAGCGCUACACCAAGCUGAAGGAGAAGUACACAGGCCUCGUCCAGAGCCACGCGGAGCUGCUCCGAAAGAACGCAGAGGUGACCCGGCAGAUGACGGUGGCACGGGCUGCGCAGGAUGAGGUAGAGGAGGUGAAGAAGGAGAUGCAGGAGAUGGUGAAGGCUUCCCAGGAGGCUUCAGACACACAGGAGCAGCAGCAGCUGGAGCAGCUGCAGGCUCAGAGAGAGCUGGGCUCCAGCAGGGUGGAGCUGGACGCCCUGAAGACCACCAUGACGUCCUCCAGCAGGUGAUCAAGUGAAGCCCUGAGUGUGCAGCUGUCCACCCUGGAGACGGAGAAGACGCAGCUCGCCCAGUCCCUCACUACAAAGGAGGCGGAGCUCACUACCCUGGGGGAGGAGCUACAGCAGGCUCAGAGCUCACUGGCCAGCGAAAGGGAGAGUGGGGUGAAGACGGCAGAGUCCCUCCAGAACCAACUCAACGAGAAGGAGAGCCGAGAGCAGGCCCUGGAGAGCGAGCUGGGGGCGUCCCGCUGGGCCAGUGUCCAGGGGGCGGUGCUGGAGGCAGAGAAGAUCAUCCAGGACUCCCUGCUCCAGAUCCAUCACCCGGCCCACCUCAGCUGCACCAGCUCUGCAGACUACUUGGUAUCGAGAUGUCAAGCCUCUCUGGACUGCAUCGACAGACUGAACUCUGCCAGAGAGUCCUUCCUGGCAGACAGCACAGGAGGCUCGGAGCUGGUGCGCGCCGUGACUCAAUGUGGCCACCUGGUGGGCGACACCAUCGUCCAGGGAAGCGCCACCUCUCACAUGGUCCCGGUGGAGCAGGCGGAAGCGCUGUCGGAGAAUGUGAAGGCGUGCGGGGCCGAGGCCCUGGCCCUUCUGGGGCCCAUGCGGGAGCAGGAGACCCUGUCCUCCGCAGACGGCUCCAGGCUCCGGGACAUCCUGCAGGGCAUUCUGGCCACGGCUGAGAAACUGCGUCCUCGGGGUCUAGAGCUGCAGCAGGGGGAGCUGGGAGAUCUGGUGGAGCAGGAAAUGGCAGCGACUUCUGCCGCGGUGGAAUCGGCCGCUUCCAGGAUAGAGGAAAUGCUGAACAAGUCCCGGGCGGUCGACACCGGUAUCAAGAUGGAGGUGAACGAGAGGAUCCUGGCUUCCUGUACAGAGCUGAUGCAGGCCAUCAAGGCCCUGGUGCUGUCCUCCAAGGACCUGCAGAGGGACAUUGUUGAGAGUGGACGGGGGGCGGCGUCCAUGAAGGAGUUCUAUGUGAAGAACUCCCGCUGGACCGAGGGCCUCAUCUCCGCCUCCAAGGCGGUGGGCUGGGGGGCCACAGUCAUGGUAGAUGCAGCAGACCUGGUGGUGCAAGGCAAGGGGAAGUUUGAGGAGCUGAUGGUGUGCUCUCAUGAGAUCGCCGCUAGCACUGCGCAGCUAGUGGCCGCGUCCAAGGUGAAGGCGGACAAGGACAGCGCCAACCUGCAGCGCCUGCAGCAGGCCUCGCGGGGCGUGGCCCAGGCCACCGCCGGCGUGGUGGCCUCCACCAAGUCGGGGAAGUCUCAGAUCGAGGAGACCGAUACAAUGAACUUCACCAGUAUGACGCUCACCCAGAUCAAACGGCAGGAGAUGGACUCACAGGUGCUGGUCCUGGAGCUGGAGACCCGGCUGCAGAAGGAGCGCGAGCGGCUAGGCGAGUUGAGGAAGAAGCACUACGAGCUGGCCGGGGUGGCAGAGGGCUGGGGCCAGGACGACCAAGGCACAGGUUGACCCCUGACCCCGUAUUCAACCGCAAGACUGGCCUUUCUUCCCCUGCUUCCAUGUAUACACAGGCUCGACUUCCCCCUUUUUCUCUCUGUUUUCAUUUCAAGCCAAAAAGAAGGGUGCAUCUUUACUGCCCCUGACCAGAGAGGUUCAGAGACCAAUGAGGGUUGGAACAGGGUGGGGGGGGGGGGAGCAGGGGGCAGUGGUGCUGAAUCAUGUGAGAGGAGAAAGGCAUUAUGGCGUCACUCCCACCCACCCCCACCAGGACUAUUCAAAAGCGGUGUGUUGUGCUCACACGUUACUAGCACGUUUUUCAUUUUCUUUCAAAAUGGCCGAGUGCCACCGAAAAGACUUCAUGAGCACAAGUUUCAAUUCCAAGACAUCCCAAGAUGCAUUGCACAAAGGGCCAGACCCUCCCCAGCAAUGAGGAGAUCAGUGACAAAUUGUUUUUGUCUUUCCCUUUCAAUACUGCUCCUACUACAGCUAAUACUACCAGUAAUACUAAUUCUAUUACUAUUUCACUAUAACCACGACCACGUAGCCGUUUGAAUAACAUGCACGUUUUCUACCUAAACUCUCUUCCGUUUCGAUGUCGUCCGGUUGUGAAACAUUGUGCGUUGUGCCACAUCCGGUGCUGACCCCUGUUGUUUUCAAUCUCCUGGUUCUAGACUUGGACUUGACCUAUGACACUUGACCUUCGACCUUUACUCUAGUCUCUUCCUGCGCUCUCCUCACUGUGAGCCGUUUGUACUUCUUGGACCCGGACCCACCCAGCCUAUAGCGCCCGCAGCACUGUUUCUGGAUCCUCGCCUGGUCCUCCUCAUGAUCUACCAUGACUGCUAUUUCAGCCGACUGUUUUAUGGUUUUGUUUUUGUACCCACAUUGAGGCGAUCCUAGAAAUCCUUUUUCAGGAAAUCCUUCUUCUCUCGAUGUCUCUUUCCCGACAGCAGCGUUAAAAAUAGCAGAUGAACUCUCAAACUGUGGCUCGUAGACACUGAUGUACGACAUUUCAGUUUUAUUUCUCUCUCUGUUUUACUGAAAACGAAUAAGGAGAAGAAGGACAUGGUUGAAGUGAGGACUGUAUGCCUUAUUAGGCACAAAUCUGUGGCGGGACUAAACUCAAGGCUCCACAUUUGAUAUUGGAGCAUUUAUCAAGAGUUUAGUCCGGUUGGCUCCAUGGACCUUUCUACACAAUCUGCAGUUAUAGUGUGAAAAAACAAAACAAAGGUCAUAAACAUGGAUCCACACUGACUACCCAGGUGGCAUGGCGUCCUAAUGUUGUGUAUAAUUUAUUUUAUUUACUGGAAAAAAGUUUUGAGUAUUAACCUUACUGUCUGCAAAACCAUCCUGGUAAUGACAAUUUAGGAUAUGACGAGACAUGAUUAUUAUAGCUUUUGUUAUUUGAUUUUUUUUUUUUAUUGAAUAUGAAUAAUUCAGAGGCCUGAAGAUAUAGCUAACAUGCAUUACAAAAAAAAAUCCCCGAAUGUAAUGCAUUCAAUAUAUUGUACCUUCAAAUAUUAUAAUAUUGACAUUUUCCCCAGUUUCUACAUAAUCUUUUUCGUCAUUUCUUUUUUGUAUUUUUUAAUAGUUUUUUUUAUUAUUUUAAUUGGCAGAUAAUGAAAUGGCAAAUCCUUAAAUAAUUGUCUGCAUUACCAGGAUUUAUUAUCAAUACUCCAGCCUUUAACUGUAGCUUCCAAAAGACCAAGUUGCUGUGUGUAUUUUAUAUAUUUCAUCACACACAUCGCAUCUUUAAUCAAGUUGUGGUCUUUCGCAUUCAGUUGCUUUUAAGAAAAGGCAAAACAUUUAACAUUCUUAGUCGAUUUAAGUAGCCUCCUGGGCAUAUACGAGUUGUCUUCUGUUGAUUGCAGUUGGUAGUUUCUGCCACCAGGGGGUAGUGUUUCUUCGAGUUACUAGACUUGGAAACAUAGCUUCGAGUGUUCAUCAGAUUAUGCUGCUAUUCAAUGCCGAGUUUGACACCAUGAGUUUUUAUGGAAACUGGGAUGAGAAUUGAUUCAUUAAGCCCACUAGCUGUGGGUACUAUCUAUACGACGAUGAAGAAGACGAUGACUUUGAUUAAUAUACUCACAGAGUGUGUUUUUCCUGUGUCUUGACAUUGUAGUAGUGCUCUUGCUUCCGUCGUGUUUUUUUAAAAGUUGUGACACUGGGUAUUUAACAGACCACGGUCAAACAGUCUUUUGGUAAUACUUCUAAUAGUCACCUGGUUGAGUUGAAACUAGGUUGAUGUUUCUUCCGACAAUACACUUCCGAGAAAGUCAAUCAGAAAUGGCCCACGUUGAGAAGUAAUUGAAUUGAAAUCAAUGAAAUGAAAACAAUAAAUGGUUAUAUUUAAAUAUUUUAAGUUCCCUACUUGUAAAAUCGGAACCUUCCCAUCAUAUGUUCAACACUAUAACUGUGUGUGUGUGUGUGUGUGUGUGUGUGUGUGUGUGUGUGUGUGUGUGUGUGUGUGUGUGUGUGUGUGUUUAAAAUGUUCCUAUUUUUUUCAGUUGGACCCGAGUGAUUCUUAGCUGGUUUUAUGAUAUAUUGCAAUAGAAAAUAUCUGAAUGGUGUAUGAUUUUAAAAUGCCAUGUGGUCUAUUUUUGCAGUAUUAUACAGUAAGUGUCUGUUUAAGAUGCAUUAAGCACAUCUCUAGUCAAACGAUUUGAUUCUGUCUCUCCUCUCUCGUUCUCUCGUUCUCUCUCUCUCUCUCUCUCUCUCUCUCUCUCUCUCUCUCUCUCUCUCUCUCUCUCUCUCUCUCUCUCUCUCUCUCUCUCUCUCUCUCUCUCUCUCUCUCUCUCUCUACCUCUCUCUCUCUCUACCUCUCUCUACCUCUCUCUACCUCUCUUUUUCUCUCAGCCUCUCAUGUUUGUAGUCCUUCACCUUCAGCCAGCCUUUCAACUGCCUCACACUGUAGUCAAGGAGAAACUAAUAACGCAAUUAAUACCGUUUCAAAUAUGUCUUUGUAUGAUAUACUAAAAAAAACUUUGUGGGUCUGUUUAUAUUAUUAUCUCCGUUUUGAAAUAAAUAUUUCAACUCAAUUAAUA